AGGAUGCACUGGAAUGUUUCCACUGGAAUAUGGACAUGGAUUCAUCCCUUGCUCAUUAGCAACAUCAGGACUGACAUUUUUAUGUGAGCUUCCCUUGCUUCUAAAAAUCAUCACAAUUUUCAGACAAAUGAAGUGGAGAAGCAAACUCUGAGGGCUUUUCAGUCCAGGCACCUUGGAAGAGGAAUAUCUGGCACCAAAUUCCUGUGGAUCAGCAGGUGUUUACUGAGACUGGACUGUUUUUUGGAAGACAGGAUUUUGGUCAAUAUUUAGUGAUUCUAAGGAGACAAAGAACUUGAAAGACUGCUGGCUCAUCAUGUCCUCCAUUCUUGGGAAGAUGAAGAAGUUUGGCAGUUUUGACAUGGAGGAAUCUGAAGUGACAGAUGAACACACAGAAGGGGAGGACUCUGUCCAGGAAGCCCCUGACAACCCCCAGGGCCCACUCAGCACCAAGGUGCAGCCACCCAAAAGCAACAUCUUUGCAAGACGGGGCCGCUUCGUGAUGGGAGACAGUGACAAGGACAUGGCUCCCAUGGACUCCUUCUACCAGAUGGAUCACCUGAUGGCACCUUCUGUCAUCAAAUUCCAUGUGAAUAUGGAGAGGGGCAAAUUUCACAAGCUCCUAUCUACAGAUUCCAUCACAGGCUGCUCAGAAAAAGCUUUCAAAUUUUAUGACCGCAGAAGGAUCUUUGAUGCUGUAGCCCAAGGCAACACAAAGGACCUCAGUGACCUGCUACUCUACCUUAAUAGAACCUUCAAGCAUCUCACAGAUGAGGAGUUCAAAGAGCCUGAAACUGGGAAAACCUGUUUGCUGAAAGCCAUGCUGAAUCUACACGAUGGGAAAAAUGAUACCAUUCCCUUGCUGCUGGAUAUUGCAAGGAAAACUGGAACUCUGAAAGAGUUUGUUAAUGCAGAAUAUACUGACAACUACUACAAGGGCCAGACUGCUCUUCACAUCGCCAUCGAGAGGAGGAACAUGUACCUGGUGAAGCUCCUGGUCCAGAAUGGAGCAGAUGUUCAUGCCAGAGCCUGUGGGGAGUUCUUCAGGAAAAUCAAAGGGAAAUCUGGCUUUUAUUUUGGGGAGCUGCCUUUGUCCCUGGCUGCCUGCACCAACCAGCUCUGCAUUGUGAAAUUCCUCCUGGAGAAUCCCUACCAGGCAGCCAACAUCACUGCUGAGGACUCCAUGGGCAACAUGGUCCUGCACACACUGGUGGAGAUUGCAGAUAACACCAAGGAUAACACCAAGUUUGUAACCAAGAUGUAUAAUAACAUAUUGAUCCUUGGUGCCAAGAUCAAUCCCAUCCUCAAGCUGGAAGAACUCACCAACAAGAAAGGGCUGACUCCUUUAACUCUGGCAGCCAAAACAGGGAAGAUAGGGAUUUUCGCUUACAUCCUCAGACGAGAGAUCAAAGACCCCGAGUGCAGACACUUGUCCAGGAAGUUCACUGAAUGGGCCUAUGGACCUGUCCACUCCUCUCUUUAUGACCUGUCCUGUAUAGACACCUGUGAGAAAAAUUCAGUGCUUGAGAUCCUUGCCUACAGCAGUGAGACACCAAACCGUCACGAGAUGCUGCUGGUGGAGCCUCUUAACAGGCUGCUGCAAGACAAGUGGGACCGGUUUGUCAAGCACUUAUUUUACUUCAACUUCUUUGUCUACACCAUGCACAUCAUCAUCCUCACUGCAGCUGCUUACUACAGACCUGUACAGAAGAAUGAAAAGCCUCCCUUCACCUUUGGUUACAGCACUGGGGAAUAUUUUCGAGUAACUGGAGAGAUCCUGAGUGUACUGGGAGGCCUCUACUUUUUUUUCAGAGGGAUCCAGUAUUUCGUGCAGAGGCGCCCAUCCCUCAAGACACUGAUAGUUGAUGGCUACAGUGAGGUUCUUUUCUUUGUCCACUCCCUGCUCCUCCUGAGCUCUGUGGUGCUGUACUUCUGUGGCCAGGAGCUGUAUGUGGCUUCCAUGGUGUUCUCCUUGGCCCUGGGCUGGGCCAACAUGCUCUACUACACCCGUGGCUUCCAGCAGAUGGGAAUUUACUCCGUCAUGAUUGCCAAGAUGAUCCUUAGAGAUUUAUGUCGCUUCAUGUUUGUCUAUCUUGUAUUCCUCUUGGGAUUUUCUACAGCUGUGGUGACUUUAAUUGAAGAUGACAAUGAGGGGCAGGACAUAAAUAUCUCUGACCAUGCCCGGUGCUGCCACGUGAAACGAGGCCGCACCUCCUACAACAGCCUCUACUACACCUGCCUGGAGCUCUUCAAGUUCACCAUUGGCAUGGGGGACCUGGAGUUCACAGAGAACUACAGGUUCAAGUCUGUGUUUGUCAUCCUUCUGGUUCUCUAUGUCAUCCUCACCUACAUCCUCCUGCUCAACAUGCUCAUUGCACUGAUGGGGGAGACUGUCAACAAAAUUGCACAGGAGAGCAAGAGCAUCUGGAAACUCCAGAGAGCCAUCACAAUCCUGGACAUUGAGAACAGCUACUUGAACUGUCUGAGGCGCUCGUUCCGGUCUGGGAAGCAAGUCCUGGUGGGGAUCACACCUGAUGGCCAAGAUGAUUACAGAUGGUGCUUCAGGGUUGAUGAAGUGAACUGGUCCACGUGGAACACUAACCUGGGCAUAAUCAAUGAAGACCCUGGGUACUCCGGGGACCUCAGACGAAAUCCCAGUUUCUCUAUUAGGCCUGGCAGAGUUUCAGGGAAGCACUGGAAAACAUUGGUUCCACUUUUAAAAGAUGGAGAGAAGAGGAGAGAAGAGACUCACAAGCUGCCAGAAGAAGUCAAAUUAAAACCUGUUUUGGAACCUUAUUUUGAGCCAGAAGGUUCUGAGGUGUUGAAAGAGUCAAUUCCGAAGUCAGUCUAAUUCUGGUUGCUGGUCCUCACAAGCAGGACAAUAGAGCAUUUCAUUUACAAGAGCAGGGACUUUUGGGAAAAGGUCAGAGGAUUUAGGGAAUUACCAUGUGCAAGGAUUUACUAAGUAUGCUAAAUAAACUACUUGUUGUUUAA
Messenger RNA from Corvus hawaiiensis (hawaiian crow), 2991 nucleotides. RefSeq names its product transient receptor potential cation channel subfamily V member 1 (gene TRPV1). The coding region runs from base 314 to 2848 and encodes 844 amino acids. Gene Ontology annotation, molecular function: protein binding; calcium channel activity. NCBI's taxonomy places the organism in Eukaryota, Metazoa, Chordata, Aves, Passeriformes, Corvidae. Gene Ontology annotation, biological process: calcium ion import across plasma membrane. The transcript has 18 exons. The record is from RefSeq and is a predicted model, not a curated record. Gene Ontology annotation, cellular component: membrane.